AUGGCACUCGCCCCAUUGCCUUAUGUUGACCAUCUCCGUCAGUCUGUUUUAGUUGAGGCAUCAUUUUUUAUCUUCAAAGGAAAAGGGAGCCUAGUCAACCGGCUGGACAAUAACAAAAGCAGAUCUAGCCAUCAGCGAAGCUAUUUUCUAUUGUUAUGGCAUGCCACUACAGCGUCCAUUCUUCGCGUCAUUCUGAUACGCAGUCGAAAAUGUUUUUCGGUCUUCAAUUCCAAACAGGUAGAGAUAUCCACACUUGUUUCCCGAACCACGGAAAAGCUUCAGGCCAAAAUUCAAAACUCCAAAAGCUUCGCAACUAAAAUCAAAGCUAAAAAUGUAAUUGCAAGCCAACCUCAUCCGAUCACCAUCAAAUGCAAUUUGGCGACUUCUUCAUAA
This is a messenger RNA of Sclerotinia sclerotiorum 1980 UF-70, 393 nucleotides long. RefSeq lists its product with no specific name. The transcript has 3 exons. NCBI's taxonomy places the organism in Eukaryota, Fungi, Ascomycota, Leotiomycetes, Helotiales, Sclerotiniaceae. Bases 1 to 393 code for a protein of 130 amino acids. The record is from RefSeq and is a predicted model, not a curated record.